Molecule: messenger RNA, 4145 nt
Organism: Doryrhamphus excisus (bluestripe pipefish)
Lineage: Eukaryota; Metazoa; Chordata; Actinopteri; Syngnathiformes; Syngnathidae
Source: RefSeq, a predicted model, not a curated record
CUUUAGCCUUUUCUGAAGGUCUGGUGGCAACCUUUAUUUAUUAAAAAAUAAAAAAUAUAUUUUUAAGAACAAAAUAGAGGAUGAAGUUGAUGGAAAUUGAAAGAUGGAAAUUGGAAGAUGACAGAAGAAGGGCUGUGACACCUCUUCUCUUCGGGACACUUUUGGACAAAUACCGACAGCCAAGCUGCUUUCUGUGUGUUUUCUGGGUGGAGAAAGAGGAUAUAUUUCCACUUUAAAGGACAAUAACAAACACACCGACACGCCUUUUGCUGCUCUGCGAUCGUACUUGACUUCUUAUCGGCCACAUCUCAGGCUGCAUGAGAUGGAAAACGGCACACCCGGGAUACUUGACGACGUGGAGGCGCUGUGGGAGAACGUGGAGUGUAAACGCUAUGAAAUUUGUCGCAUCAUCGCUCCGGCCAAGCUCACUCCGUACCUUCGCCAGUGCAAAGUGCUGGACGAGCAGGAUGAAGAUGAGAUACUCAACUCCCUGCUGUUGGUCUCCAAAGCUAAUCGCACAAGUCGUCUUCUUGACAUCCUACGUUCACAGGGGGAACGUGGCUACGUGGUGUUUCUGGAGAGCUUGGAAUUCUACUACCCGGAACUCUAUAAACAGGUCACAGGGAAGAACCCCACACGUCGCUUUUCCACCAUCGUAGUGGAGGAGGGUCACGAAGGACUGACUCAGUUCCUAAUGAACGAGGUGAUGAAGCUUCAGCAGCAGUCUAAGGAGAAGACCCUGCAGCAAGUGGAGCUCAGCAGGAAGAACUGCACCCUGGAGGAUGAGCAGAAGAAGCUACGACUUGUGAACCAGGAACUUCAGACCUUGCAACAAAGGUACAACAAGAUGAAAGAGGAGAGAAACACCUACAGCGAUGAGGUGCUGAGAGUCAAGGAUGAGAACUAUAAACUGGCCAUGAGGUACGCCGCGCUGAGCGAGGAGAAGAACAUGGCAGUGAUGAGGAGUAGAGACCUUCAGCUGGAGAUCGAUCAGCUAAAGCACCGGCUUAACAAGAUGGAGGAAGAGUGCAAGAUGGAGCGCAAGCAAAGUCUCAAGCUGAAGAACGAUAUCGAGAAUCGACCCAAAAGGGAGCAGAUCUUCGAGCUGGAGAAGGAGAAUGAGAUGCUCAAGAUCAAAGUACAAGACCUCCAGUCCAUCAUCCAGGUGUGGAAUAAAGAAACGUUAAAUGAUGUAAACAUUGCUGUAACAUCUUCAAACAUCACUCAGCCCGGACCUGUGUCCGCAUCGGACAAUGACAUCCUGGACAUUUUGGAACACGACAGACAGGAAGCGCUUGAAGACAGACAAGACCUGGUCAACCGCCUCUAUAACCUUCAUGAGGAAAUCAGACAAGCAGAGGAACUACGAGAUAAGUACCUGGAAGAAAAAGAGGAUCUGGAGCUGAAGUGCUCCACCCUCCAGAAAGACUGUCAGAUGUACCGCAACCGCAUGGACACCAUCACCAUGCAACUAAAGGAAGUGGAAAAAGAGAGGGACCAGGCCUUCCGGGCCAGAGACGAGGCCCAGCACCAGUUCUCGCAGAGUCUGAUCGACAAGGACAGGUAUCGGAAACAAAUCCGAGAACUGGAGGAGAAAAGCGACGAGCUCCACAACGAGAAUGCGCAGAAAGAAGCCAGGCUGGUCACGCUGGAGUCUCGCUUACGACGCCUCUCCAAGGACAUCGCCUCGGAUCAGAGCCUUCCGAGGGACUUACCCCCAACUGUUUUCUGUCAAGAACUUAAACCUGCUCAGGGUCAGUUGGAGUGGUCCAGCGAUGAGUCGCCAGAGGAGAAAUUUUUACCUGAGGAGUCCCGCCUCCGACGGCGACCCAAUUUGAAAGCAAACAGAACCAAGUCUCCUAUUUGGUUACCCAAAGAGCAUCCCGUUAACAUGGAGUCUUCUCAUCCUGCAGCCAAUGGCGGGGAUCUUCUUGUGAUCAUACCACACGUCCAUGCCCACACCCACUCCCUCCCUCCUUCACCCAGUCUGCCCCCCGUGUCGCCCAUGUGUUGCCCCAGCUUGCCCCCCGCCCUCACCUCAUCCUCCUUCGUGACAGAGCAGCCCAACAGGCCGGCGAUGCUGCGUUACCGUAACGACAGCAUCCUAUCCACAAAGCCUGAGCCCCCCGAGAAAGCAUCUCUGUACAGAAGAGAAAGGGAGAAAGAGAACGACUUCCAGCCUCGCAGCCUCUCGGACUUUGACAGCGACACCAUGGAAAUGGACUUUGAUGAAGUCCAGUGCGGCCCACCUUCCGUCCACUCGUCUUCCUCGUCCCAUCAGUCAGAAAGCAUGGACGCCUACGACGUCGAGCAAGUUAACAACAUCUUCAGGAAACUUUCUCUGGAGCGGCCGUUUCGUCCUUCUCUGUCCUCUCUGUCUGGUAUCAACGUCACUCUGAAGCCGGUUCAGGAGUUUACCAUGCUAGGCGACAACCUACUGAAGGACAUCACUCUCGUCGGCGGCAAUGAAAUUGGAAUUUUUAUCUCAUCCGUCCAGCCGGGGUCUGUGGCUGAGAAGACCGGGUUACGAGAAGGUCACCACCUCUUGUUGCUCGAAGGGCGCAUACGAGGAGAAAACCAGAGCAUUUCAUUGGAAACCAGCACCCAGGAAGAAGCCCAUUGGAUACUGCAACACUGCUCUGGACCAAUCAGGCUUCACUACCGUGCCAACUUUGACUCGUAUCGUCGUUUCCAGAGGGACCUUGCAGAAGGAACGCUGAUUUCGGGCGACUCCUUCUACAUACGGGCGAACCUCAACAUCUGCAGCCAGUCGGACAGCUGCUCUUUAAGCGUGCAAUGCGAUGAGGUGAUGCACGUUCUGGACACAAGGCACCAGGGGCGGUCUGAGUGGCUGUGCACCCGCGUGGACCCCUACACCGGCGCAGACCUGCAAGACAGCGGGACUCUGCCUUGCAAUUCCCGUGCUCAGCAGCUACUUCUAGUCAAGAUUCAGAAGCUGAUGUGUCGAGGAGGGAAAGAAGACAACGAAAUACAGCGGAACAUGAGGAGUAAUUUGCAGCCUGAGGAAGCCACACCCCCUACUGACCCCAAAGCCAGCCCACGCAUGUCGAGAGCCAGCAUCUUCCUCUCACAGAUCCUGCAGUUUGUCAGCAGGACAGAUAAUAAAUACAAGCGGCUGAACAGCAACGAACGUGUGAGGAUCGUAACUCCGGACGGCACAACACUCCCCAGACAAGGCUUAGACACUCUCAAACCUGAAGACACUACGGAUGCAGACGGGGACAUGAGCAGGAGUUUGAACCUGACCCCUUACAGUCACGUCACCCCCCAAUGGACUCAAAAGAGAAGACCGGUCCUCUUCACCCCGACCGCUUUAGCCAAAACGCUUUCACAGAAAUUAGUCAACAUGGGCGGGGCCAUGGACUUCAGCAUCUGCCAAGCAGACAUUUUAACCAAAGAAGAGUUUCAUCAGAAACAGAGCGUCGUGGAUCCCUUCGCUUACUUCAAAGAAAAGCGUGCGUCUUUUGAGUGCAUUACCAGAGACAACAUAGACACCAUCUCUGCAAAGGGCAAACACUGUCUGCUGGAGGCGGAGCUUAGCUGUGUCAAAAACCUUUUGAGGAGGGAAAUUUAUCCAAUCAUCAUCAACGUGAAGAUCUGUGAAAGAAAUGUUAAAAAGCUACGGAAGUUACCACUGCGGGUGGACUCAGAGGAUGAGUUUGUGAGGUCGUGCAGGGCAAAAGAGAAGGAGCUUGAGGGCAUUCCCUGCCUCUACGCCAACCUGGAGCCUGAUUCCUGGGCCGGGACGGACGACCUUGUCAGGGUUGUCAAGGAGAGGAUAUUUGAGGAGCAGAAGAAGACUGUCUGGGUGGAGCAGGACCUCCUGUAGACAUACUUUUUACUUUUACUCUGCUCACUCUGGACGGUACAAAAUAUGUAAUUGAACCACAAUUCACUAGACGUUGACAUGCUAUGUAUAUAAUGCUAAAACAAUAAAUACAUUAUGUUUUCUAUACAUUUCUAUGGUUUUAGUGUCAUUACAUUGUUUUUAUAAGGGAAAGUGUAUUUUUGCUGCUCUCUAGAGGCCAUUCUGAUUCAGUUAUCAACGUUGGAGUGGUUCUGAUUAUUAUUAUUUAUUAUUAUACGGGAGCCAGGCAACGACAUUUCAUUGGCAAUUUCACUGC